UAAACAGAGCCCUUCACUUUUGACAUGGAGCAGCUGACCAUUCAUAUGUUUUGUGUUGAAGUGGUGGCUUUUGUUCAGCUUGAGAGCUUCCGUGGAAGGACAAACCAAAAGCCAUGGUUGGCAGAGGAAUCAGCUCGCUGUGACACGAGCCAAUUGAUGGGUUUUUUUCUUUACCUAUCCCGCAUGCUUUGUCAGCCUAUGAUGGGAAGGUGCUGGUUUCUUUCAGAACAUGAUAUAGAGCCAUGGAUUAUAUUGCUUCCAGCCAUAGACGAAAGUACGUGCAUCUCUUUGAUAUCAGUUGAAUUUGAUCGGUCGGUGGACAGGCCGACCUCACCGGAUGGAAUGAACUUGCCUUUCCCGUCCCUUCAGCCAGAGCCAUCCUACAAGGCGUCAAGGCAGCAUGGCGUUCAGUUUCAUAGCGCGUGCAUGGAGGCCAAGCUGUCCAGGGGCCUGGUCAUGGCGGCGGGUAAGGAACCACCAGCCGGCGCAUCAUCAACGGCGCCGAGGGUGGACUACAACGCCUCGCCAUGCGAGCACGCCCAGACACUGAAGAUGUGCCUGCUCGACGCCAUCCGCGGCCUGUACGGCCCCAUGGACCCCGUGUCCGCGACGUCUUCCUCAGCACCGUCUGGUACGACGUCGCCUUCCUCCCUGGGGGCUGGGGCCAGCCGGCGGCGAGCCUGAGGUUGUAGAAUCCGACAUCUUUGGCCUGGUACGAGACAUGGCCACAUGGGCCGCUAAUACUGGGGUCGCUUCUGUGGUACAAGACAUGAUGAGUUCAGGACAAAGCAAGAACUCGAUCACUAACACACUAUAAAUCCGUACGCGCCGACUCGAUGUCGAUGGGGACGACGCCAAGCGAGGUUCAUCCGACUUGGCCGGCCCCUCCGUGAACCACUAACUCCGUUUGGAUUUACAGUCCAAAGGCCCAGGCCCAGCGAACGAAA
Molecule: messenger RNA, 947 nt
Organism: Panicum hallii
Lineage: Eukaryota; Viridiplantae; Streptophyta; Magnoliopsida; Poales; Poaceae
Exons: 2
Coding region: 25-684 (219 amino acids)
Source: RefSeq, a predicted model, not a curated record